AUGUGCAUUGGACCCAUCAAACUGCCGAGAGUUAGCGUUAACAGAAGUCCAUCAUUCAUGAUCAACGAGGAUGAUAUGCUGUUACUCAUGCUACGAACGGCAGCUUGGCACAAUGGGAAGCUACUGAUCCCCGGGGAUUUCAACACACCAGAGACAAACCGGAGUGAAGAAAGUGCUCCGUCGGGUUCCUCCGGCUCCGCGAUGCUGAACCUGCUGCAUGAUGAAGCUCUCGUGCAACGAGUAAGUGAAGAUAUGCGAUGGCGCGAUGGUAGCAAACCCAUCACAUUGGACCUGGUAUUGACAAAGUGGGUAAAUGCUAUAGAGAAUAUCCAGAUAAUGGCCCACUGGGGUUGA
Molecule: messenger RNA, 354 nt
Organism: Echinostoma caproni
Lineage: Eukaryota; Metazoa; Platyhelminthes; Trematoda; Plagiorchiida; Echinostomatidae
Source: the annotation of a GenBank genome assembly